GCUGCUGUUUGUUCAGAGAAGAGAAGAAAGAUGGCGGCUCUAGAAGAACCGAAACGGGACGCCGGGCUAACGUUUUGAGCUCUCGCAGCCGGAGAGACAUCCGGGCUUCUCGGGGACACGACACCGUCUGAACCCUCACCCCUCCAGCUCUGUUGGGGUGCAGUUUUCGCUCGCGUUGGUGCAGGCUAAAGAAACGCAAAAAUUGGGACAAUAAAAUAAUCGCUGUCGCUGAUCAUGAGAGGGAAGCGGGGCAGGCCGCCCAAACCUCUCCAAGCAGAGGAACCGUCUCCAACCACGGCCCGGGGCUUACGACCCAGGAGGAAUCUGAAGCCCAGGCCGAGGGACAGCGGGGACGAGGACGUGGAGAGCCCCACACGGGAGCCCGCCAAGACCUCCAGAAAGAGGAAACGGGGAUCCGGGACGUCCACACGGGGACGGGGACGAGGCAGAGGCGGCGGCGGGGUCGGGAGAGGAGGCAGAGGGGGUCGCGGAGGAAGACGCGCCGCCGCCUCCAAAAAAGUGGUUUACGACGACCAUGAGAGCGACGAGGACGACGACGCUGUCAGCCUGAGGUCCGAGGAGGACGAGUUCAUCGAGGAGGAACCCCAGUCCGAGGAGGACGAGGGCCUCAAAGAGGACUCGGACUGCCUGGAAGAAGAUGUGCUGGACGGGGAGGAGGAGGAGGAGGAGGAGGAGGUGGAGGAGGAUGCGAGCUUCUGCACAGAGAGCAGCUUCAGGAGUCAGAGCACACACACCAGCACUCCGGGGAAGAAGAAAGGACGGCCACGGCCUCGCACCCCCGUCCUGGAGGAGGAGAAGAUCCCGCCCCUCGUUCUCCCCGACUCCUCGGAGGACCUCCUGGUGACGAAGGAGGAGAUGCUCAACGCCACCUCCAUCUACGAGGUGCUGAGGAACUUCAGCACGGUUCUGCGUCUGUCCCCGUUCCGCUUCGAGGACUUCUGCGCGGCGCUCGUGGGACAGGAGCAGUGCACUUUAUUAGCAGAGACGCACAUUUCCCUCUUGAAGGUCAUCCUACGUGAGGAGGACUCGUCCAACACUACCUUCGGCCCCGCAGACCUCAAAGACAGCGUCAACUCCACGCUGUACUUUAUAGACGGCAUGACGUGGCCCGAGGUGUUGCGGGCGUACUGCGAGAGCGACCGGGAGUACCACCACGUGCUGCCCUAUCAGGAGACGGACGAGUACCCGUACAGCCCGCUGGAGAGUAAGAUCAAGGUGCUGCAGUUUUUGGUAGACCAGUUCCUCACCACCAACAUCGCCCGCGAGGAGCUGAUGUCCGACGGGAGCAUGCAGUACGACGACCACUGCCGCGUGUGUCACCGCCUCGGCGACCUGCUGUGCUGCGAGACCUGCUCGGCGGUUUACCACCUGGAGUGCGUGAAACCCCCCCUGGAGGUCGUCCCGGAGGACGAGUGGCAGUGUGAGAUUUGUGUGGCGCACAAAGUGCCCGGGGUCACGGACUGCGUGUCAGAAGCGCAGAAGAACCGACCCUACAUCCGCCAGGAGCCAAUCGGAUACGACCGCCACCAGAGGAAAUACUGGUUCAUCAACAGAAGGAUUAUUGUCGAGGAGGACGGCGAGCACGAGAAGAAGAAGAUCUGGUACUACAGCACCAAGGCUCAGCUGGAGGAGCUGAUGGAGAGUCUGGAUCAGGAGUACUGGGAGGUGGACCUGCACGCCACCCUGGAGGAGAUGAAGGAGGAGGUGCGAGCUCACAUGGACAUCACGGAGGAGCUGACCAACAAAGCCCGCUCGAACAACAAAGCCUACCUCACCACCGUCAACGAAGUUAUCACGGAGCGUCUGAAGGUCAGGCGGGAGGCGCAGGAAGCAAAGCGGCGAGCAGAGGAGGCAAAGCGGGAAGCAGAAAUGAGCUCGGUGAAGACGGAGGGGAACGGAGAAGUCCUCCCAAACGCUGAGCGCACAGAGGAUGCUAACUCACAGGCUGCAGCUCCGCCUCCUGCAGAGGAGAGCUCUGCGUCUGAUCCAAACUCCGGCUCGGCCGCCCAGGACUCAACCUCGCCGCCCACAGAGAGCGCCGAAUCAAAGAAGGACGCGCCGUCUGCCUGCUCCGGGUCCCCUCUGGUGGCGGGGCAGGAAAGAACAGGUGAGGAUGCAAAAGCAGAAUCCAGCAGUGAAGACAAACAGCCUGACAAGUCGCAGACACAAACUGCAGAUCAGCCACAGAAUCCGGCGUCUCAGACGUCUCAGACGUCUCAGACGUCUCAGGUGGCGAGCAGCAGUCAGGUGUCCGGCUGUGAGAACGUCUUGAAAGCAGAGCAGCCCGACCUGACCGACCCGUGCUCUCGCUCCUCUUUCACCAGCCAGGACGGGACAGACGAGUACAACGAGAAGUUUAAAAGUGAAAAAGGACGAGUGGCAGGACAUCGAUCGAAUCAUCACACGCCCCGAGGGAGCAAAGAGUCGUCUCCGGUGCCUUUUGAAGGCGAGUCCACGCGCCUCAGCUUCUUCAAAAGAGACCUCGCCGUCAACCUGAACAACCUGUUCAAACUGGGCCAGGAGGGUAAAUACCGCGUCUACCACAACCAGUACAGCACCAACGUCCUGGCCCUGAACAAGCACCAGCACCGCGAGGACCACGACAAGAGGCGCCACCUCUCGCACAAGUUCAGCCUGACCACCGCCGCCGAGUUCAAGUGGAACGGCUCCAUCUACGGCUCACGGAGUCUGACCGUCUCUACCCUGCGGCUCACCAUCAUCCAGCUGGAGACCAGCGUCCCCGGGCCGUUCAUGCAUCCUAACUGGGCGUCGCACAGGACCAACUGGAACAAAGCGGUGCAGAUGUGCAGCAAAGCCCGAGAGUUCGCUUUGGCUCUGGCCAUCCUGGAGUGUGCCAUCAAACCCGUGGUCACGCUGCCCGUGUGGAAAGACUCUCUGGGACACACGAGACUACAUCGUAUGACCUCCAUGGAGCGAGACGAUAAGGAGAAGGUGAAGAAGCGGGAGAAAAAACUGGAGGAUGAGGAGACGCUGCUACAGGCCACAUGGGUCAAAUACACAAUCCCCAUCAAGCACCAGGUGUGGAAGCAGAAGGGGGAGGAGUACAGAGUGACCGGGUACGGCGGCUGGAGCUGGAGCAGUAAAACUCGUGUGCCGCGUUUUGUCCCAAAGCUUCCGGGGAACACAAACGUAAACUACCGCAAAGAACUCGAGGCAGCUAAACUGAGGAAGGAAAACGCAGCAUCUUGCACUACAAAGCCGGAGAGUUCAGUAGAAAAUGUGAAGGAGAGUCAGAAGAGAUCAGAGGAGGAAGAAGCUUCUGUCAGCGCGUCGUCUCAGAGCACUUCAUCAGACGACGGAAGCAAACCGCCGACCUCCACCGAGGGAGAAACGCCCGCUGAGGAGACGGGACAGAACAAGGAACAAAAGAGAGAAGAGGAAAAAAUGGAGGUCAACCCCACCUCAGAAACGACUUCUUCAAGUGCCCAGAAAGAUCAAACUGAAAACCCAGAAGCUUCCUCGCCGUCUGUGCAGCCGGCGCCAGAGGAACCAAUCCUGAAAGUGGAACGACCCGUGAAGGAGGAGAGCGCCGCCCCGAAGCCGUACUACGAUGUCGUGAACGUCAGCGAGGGCUUCCAGCUGCGGACGGCGUACAAGAAGAAGGUGAAACCCUCGAAGCUGGACGGGCUUCUGGAGCGCCGCGUUAAGCAGUUCACUCUGGAGGAGAAGCAGAGGCUGGAGAAGAUGAGGCAGGCGGCCGUGAUGUCCAAGACGAGCGCUGCAAAGUCGGGGGUAAAGGUCGAGGGAUGGACGUCGAGCAAACAGACGCCAGCUGUCACCCCGGGUGUGAAAGAAGAGAAGGAGGCGGGGCUUCAGGUGACGGACAGCGUGGUUAAGAAGCUGAACUUUGAGCAGAACGAGUUAAAGGAAACCAACUCCGACGCCAACCACAGCAAAGAGACGGAGGUGAACGCCGCUGGGAACGGGGACGCCGCCGCUCACCCGGAAAUUAACGGAGGAACUGUAACGAGCUCCGAGCUGAACAACGAGAACAACGGUGAACAGGACGCCAACGAGAGCGACGAGAAAACACAGAAAGCAGAGGUGGCUCGCGUGGGAGAGAACGCCAAGAAGAGAGCGUACGAGGAAAUCGAACGAGACGCGGAGAGCGCGGCGGGGGCGGAGCAAAGCAGGAGCGGCCCGGUGCAGGUGAACGGGCGAGAUGGGGUCAUCAGCGACUCAGACGCAACAAGUCAACUCCACGAUGAUGUCAAAGCGCCGUUGGUGAAUGGAAACCUCUCGCAAAAUAAUGUUCCCGACGAAUGUCAUCAACCGCCGACUAAAGUCCCGAAGUUAGAGAACCACGUGUCGGAGCGAGGAGACGAGAAGAGCGAGGACGGGACAGUGAAGAGCGAGGCUGCGGCGCCCGCUUCCUGUCUGAAUAAUAACACUACAAAUAAGAUGAGCCCCGCCGCCGCAGAGUCCCACAAUUCACUGCAGCCUGACGGGAAGUCUAAAGCCGCAGGUGGCGCAGUCACGUCUGUUACCAUGGCGACAAGCAGCCAGCCCGUCUCCAGAGCAGCCGUCCCCCUGAGGGCCAAACAUGUGGAUGCAUCGGGGUCGACGGCGGCGGGCGGCGGCUCCAUGACGAUCAGUAAAGAAUAUUCUACCAGAGACCGGGUCAGCCUGCUCAAGUUCUCCAAGUCCAAGAAGACGCGGUCGGGGACGGCGCUCCCGUCCUACCGCAAGUUCGUCACCAAGAGCAGCAAGAAGAGCAUCUUCAUCCUGCCCAACGACGACCUAAAGAGGCUGGCGAGGAGGUCGGGCAUCAGAGAGGUGCCCAUCUUUAACUACAACGCCAAGCCCGCCCUCGACAUCUGGCCCUACCCUUCACCUCGACCCACCUUCAGCAUCACAUGGAGAUACCGUCUGCAGACUGUGCGGUCUCUGGCGGGGGUCAGCCUGAUGCUGAGGCUGCUGUGGGCGUGUCUGAGGUGGGACGACAUGGCCGUGAAGCCUUCUGCUGCCGUGGGGACGACUCGGAAAGAAACCACGGACACAGACAUCAUCACAACGGAGAUCAUUAAACGGCGAGACGUGGGGCCGUACGGUAUCCGCUCUGAAUACUGCAUCAGGAAGAUCAUCUGUCCCCUCGGAAACAGAGACACUCCCAAAGAAACCCCGACUCCGCAGAGGAAAGGCCUUCGAUCGAGCGCCCUGAGACCCAAGAAGCAGGAGCCGGCCAAGCUGACCGGGCCCGUCGCCGUGGAGACGUGGGUGGCCGAGGAGGAGCUGGAGCUGUGGGAGAUCAGGGCCUUUGCAGAAAAGCUGGAGAGGGAUAAGUCUCAGGGGAUCGACCCCUCUAAGGGGGGCAGCAGUCUGAAGACAGCGGAGGAUGUGAAGGCUCACCUGGAGAGUCAGCUGAGACAGGCCCGACUGGCGGCCCAGCAGAAACGUCUGGAGCCGCUGAGGCCGAGCACGCCCGCCUCCACUUUCCCAACAACGACCAGCGGCUCCUCACCGGGCACGCCCAGCAUGCCGGUGUCCACGGGCCAGAGGGCAGGUCAGGUCACACCUGGAACAAAGAUGGUCCUGGCCUCCAAACUGGGCUCUCCCGUUACCUUCCAGCAAGACAAAAACUUCCAUCAGUCGUUUGCUUCCUGGGUGAAGCAGGGUCAGAACAACAACAGUGGCGGUGCAGCCUCCGCCGUUGCUGGCGGCGUCACCGCCUCAGAGCAAACCUUCCAGAUCGCUGCAGGCGCGGUGACUGUGGCAGGCCAGGUCCUCGCCGGCAAACUUCCCCUGCCCGCUAACAGCAAGAUUGUCACGCUCAACAUGCCCGCCACUGCAGGAGGUGUGGUGCAGCAGAAGGUCGUGGGCAUAUUCCCCUCUGGGCCUCCGGCUAACCUGAGGACAUACAGCACGCUACAUCCCACGACCGGAAACAUCAACCUCAGAGCCUCCAGCUCCAACACGCAGCAGCAGGUCGUCAAAGCGGGAGGUCAGAUCCAGCCCGGCACCACGAUGAGCCCGUCACCUUCAACAUCUACCUCUGUGAGCUCGCCGAUGGUCAGAAGUCCGGCUCCACAAGGAACACCUCAGCAGGCUGUGGCCCCGAUGGGCCCGGGUCAGUCUGGACCUACACCCAUGAGCGCUUCUACUCCUGCAGCUCAGAGAGCAGCAGGUCCUCCAGCCACAGCAGCACCUGGACAGUCACCUGCAGCCGCCCCCCAGACCCCCAGACCACAGCAGGGUCAAGUUAAACUCACGAUGGCACAGCUGACGCAGCUCACGCAGGGGGCUCAGGGUGGAAAUCCAGGUCUGACGGUGGUGAUCCAGGGUCAGGGUCAGACCCAGGGCCAGCUGCAGAUCAUCCCACAGGGUGUCACAGUGAUCCCCGGUCCUGGUCAGCAGCUCAUGCAGGCGGCCAUGCCGAACGGCCAGGUCCAGCGCUUCCUCUUCACCCCCGUGCCCCCCUCCUCAUCUGCAUCCACCGCUGCUACCCCCACCAAGCCCGCCCCGCCUCAAACCCAAAUAACACCACCAGCUCAAGUCAGAGCCCCUGCACAAGUCCAGACGACUCCCUCGACCCUCGCCCAGACUCAAAUGUCCGCCCCUGUUCCCAUCACGACGCAAAUGCCAGGUUUGGCCUCCAUUCAAGCCCCGGUCUCGGCCCCCACUCCAACUGCCCAAGUCUCAAUGCACGCACAGGUUUCAGCCCCCGCACAGGCUCAGAUAUCCAAUCCUGUUCCUGCUCCGCCUCAAGUCUCAGCCCACUACUCCACGCAGGUUUUAUCCUCCCCAAGACCUGUUUUUGCCCCCCCAGCCGUGCUGCAGCCACAAGUCUCCACAGUCCCCCCCGGCUCCUUCCCCACAUACACGCAAACUACAGCAUCACCCCCUACCCUAAGACAGGCCACGCCUCAGCACCACCUCCAGACCUUCAGCCCCGCCCCUGGCUUUAACUCGACCCCGGUCCAGGUGCAGGUCUCUGCUCCCGCCCCCGCUCUCGCCCCCGUCUCCAGCCUCUCUUACUCCGCCCCCAUGCCUGUUUCUGCCUCUCUUCCCUCGCCGGUCCACGUCCCGACCCCUGCUCUCGCUCCCGUCUCGGCUCCCGUUAUAGCUGUGGUGUCCACCCAGAUCCCCGUCCCCUCCCCGGGCAGAGCGUUAACCCAGAUCCAGACCACCGCUCCCGUUCCUCUUCACGCCGCUGUGGCCAACGCUGUGGUCACACCAGUCACAGCCACCUCGACGACACCUUCAGUGCCAGCUCUGAUGGAGCAGAGAGCAGCUCAGCCUCAGGUCUGGACUUCAGCCUCCUCUCAGGCUCAGAGUCCAGCUCAGCAGGCUGCAGCUCCUUUGCAGACCCCUACCCAGGCCCCCGUACCGGCCCCUCCACCCGUCUCUACACAUCAAACCCUCCACCCUCUGCCUCAAGUCCAGCACCCGGGCGUCAUGUCCAUGCAGAGUCCGGUCUCAGCGGUGCAGGUUCACAUGAAGGGAGUACCGGUCUCUACAGUGAGAUCCCCCCAGCCCCAGAUCCAGCCUCAAACCCAGCGCCAGGCUCAGAUCUGUGCUCAGAUUCAGGUCCAACCCUUCAGCCAAGUCCAGCAGAUUCAGGCCCAAGCACAAACCCAGAACCAGCCCCAGGUCCGAGUUCAGUUCGAGCCGCAAACCCAAGUACGGCCCGCCCUUCAAAAUCCACCUCAGGCACAGUUUCAGCCCCAAAACCAAACCAUGGUCCAGGUCCCAGCCCAGUCCCAGCUUCAGCUCCAGUCGAGAGUCCAACCUCAGCCCCAGGUUCAGUCUCAGGUCCAUCCCCAAGUUCAGGUCCAGUUCCAGCAGCAGAGCCAGAUUCACCCACAGCCUCAGACCCUGCAGCAACCCCAGGUCCAGACUCAGCCCCAGUUUCAGGUCCAGUCCCCGCAGCAGACCCAGAUUCAGCAGCAGCAGCUUCAGGUCCAAGCCCAACCCCAGGUCCACGCUCAGUCACAGGUCCAAACCCAGCCCCAGUUUCAGGUCCAGUCACCUCAGCAGCUUCAGGUCCAAGCUCAACCCCAAGUCCAGGCCAAACUCCAGGUCCAGUUCACUCCUCAGAACCAAACACAGGUCCAAACGCAGCCUCAGAUUCAGGUCCAGUCCCCGAUCAGGCACCAGCUCAUCACCGUUCCAGGUCUCCAGCAGCCGGUCCAGCUCCUCUCAGCCCUGCCCCCCCACGUCGCUGCUCAAAUCCAAGCCCAGAUCCAGGCCCAGGCCCAGCAGCAGGGGGGCGCCAUGCCCCAGCAGAUCAAACUGCAGUUGCCGAUCCAGAUCCAGCAGACAGGGGGGCAGAUCCAAGCUCACCAGAUCCAGAACAUGGUGACGAUACAGGCGCCGGCGAGCGUCCAGGAGCAGCUGCAGAGGAUGCAACAACAACAACAACAACAACAACAGCAGCAGCAGCAGCAGCAGCAGCAGCAGCAGCAGCAACAACAACAACAACAACAAAAACCAAAGAAGAAGAAACACCCGGAGGCUAAAAAAGAACACAAAGAUCAGACUGUGAGUCCCGGAGACGGCAUCCAGAAACCGGUGUUAGCGAAGCAGAACGCGACGGCAGAGCAGCUGAAGCAGAAGAAGAGUCAGGCUGCAGCCGAGCGAGAGGAGAACCAGAGAAUGAUCGUGUGCAACCAGGUGAUGAAGUUCAUACUCGACAAGAUUGAGAAGGACGAGAAGCAGGCGGCUAAGAAGAGGAAGAAGGAGGAGGUGGUGGAGCAGAAACGCUCCAAACAGAACGCCACCAAGCUGACGGCGCUGCUGUACAAACACAAAGAGCAGCUGAAGGCGGAGAUCCUGAAGAAGAGGGCGCUGCUGGACAAGGAGCUGCAGCUGCAAGUACAGGAGGAGCUGAGGCGAGACAUAGCGAAGCUGCAGAGAGAGAAGGAGAAAGCCCGAGCUGCGAUCACUCAGGCCGCCGCAGCAACAGUCAAGGCUGCUGCCGCCGCCGCCGCCGCCGCCGCUGCCUCCUCCCACUCCUCCUCCUCCCACCCCCCCUCCUCACACUCCACACAUUCCUCUCAGAGCACCCACACCUCGCCGUCCUCGUCCCACAAACGGAAGAGAGAGGAGGAGAGAGACAGAAACAGAGACAGAGACCGGGACCGGCACCACGACAAAGACAAGAAGAGGGACCGGGAAAAGGAGCGAGACAGAAACAGAGAGCGAGAGAAGGAGCGAGACGGGGAGCGAGAGAGGGAGAAGGAGAGAGAGCAGGAGCGGGACAGACAUCGAGACCGAGAGCGAGACAGAGACAAGGAUGGAGAGGCGGAGGGGGACAAGGACCGAGAUUCAAGCUCGUCAAAACACAAGAAGAAGAAGAAGCCCUCUUCUGCCUCGAAGGACCACAAGAAAGACAGCAAGCUGUACUGUAUCUGCAAGACGCCGUACGACGAGUCCAAGUUCUACAUCGGGUGCGACCUGUGCUCUAACUGGUUCCACGGCGCGUGUGUCGGCAUCACGGAGAAGGAGGCGAAGAAGCUGGAGGACUUUGUGUGCAACGACUGCAAACGCGGUCAGGAGGGAGGAAGCAACGAGGAGCUGUACUGCAUCUGCCGGACGCCAUACGACGAGUCACAGUUUUACAUCGGCUGCGACCGCUGUCAGAACUGGUACCACGGGCGCUGCGUGGGCAUCCUGCAGAGCGAGGCCACUCACAUCGACGUGUACGUCUGCCCGCAGUGUCAGUCGACAGAAGACGCCAUGACGGUCCUCACGCCGCUCACCGACAAAGACAACGAGGGCUUGAAAAGAAUAUUACGCUCGUUACAGACUCACAAAAUGGCGUGGCCCUUCCUUGAACCAGUGGAUCCCCACGAUGCACCGGAUUAUUAUCGCGUAAUCAAGGAGCCGAUGGACUUCUCCACGAUGGAAACCCGUCUGCAGAAGCGGCACUACCACAAGCUCACCGAGUUCGUGGCCGACGUGACCAAAAUCUUCGACAACUGCCGCUACUACAACCCCAACGACACGCCCUUCUUUCAGUGCGCCGAGGUGCUCGAAGCCUUCUUUGUACAGAAGCUGAAAGGUUUCAAAGCGGGCAGGUCUCAUAACAACAAGCUACAGUGUUCCUCGGCCUCUUAAAAAAAAGCGCCGCUCAUUGCUCAAACAAAAUGCACUUGCCAAGAAAAAAAUGGCUUUUCUGAACUGACAGACUCUCUGCCUCGUCCCACGUUUGGGGGGAUCCGCUCCUCUGAUCGCCUGCUGCGGCCGGCUCUGCUGCUCUCACACACAAAGCGUUGAGGGCAGAGCCGCCGUCUUGAGGGACCUUUUCACGGACACCCCCCCCCCCGCCCCCCCGUCUUCAUCAGUGGGACCGCCGCACUGAGGAACGCGAACAGCUGAGGUGUCUCAGAAGAAAGUUUACCUCGGAGAAAAGACUCUCAAAGAGCUCUCAUAAUUCCACUUUCUUAACUUCUUAAACUCAGUCUUUCUUUUUGUUCCCCCCCGUGGUCAUCAUGUCCAAUGACAAACAGCAAUUCACAUACUGAGUUGGACCGAGCAUAAAGCAUCAAGGAUUCAAGUUUUUUUUUGUUCUUCCAUUUCCGCUCGUUGUUCCGUCUGAAGUGGCAUGAGAGACACUUGUACUAAAUGUGUGGACACCAGUAGUCUGCUCGCUCGACCUUGUAUAACCUCGUGAACGGACAGUAAUAAGCUCUUCUAAACGAUGUGCUCUGCAGUAGUGACAACUGACUGAGAAGGAUAAAACAAUGUAUUUCAACGUUCCUGCCCUGUUUGUAAAAAAAUGUCAGAUUUCGACUGGAUUUCUUUUUCUUUUUUUUGUAUUACAUCUGAAGAAAUAUUGAUGUAUAUGGAACUUAAUAAAAUGCAAAAGACUGA
Messenger RNA from Labrus bergylta (ballan wrasse), 10857 nucleotides. NCBI's taxonomy places the organism in Eukaryota, Metazoa, Chordata, Actinopteri, Labriformes, Labridae. The record is from RefSeq and is a predicted model, not a curated record.